GCAGAUGAGAGGUAAAAGUGUCACCAAGAUGCUCAAAAUCCAAAGUCUUGUACUUAUGGCUGCUUGAUUCUUGGAAGUCGAACCUAGUCAAGGAAGUAAAACGCAGGAUAUUUUCUGGAACGAUCUCCUGACGCAACUGUUUACAGCUUUCCUGUCAGCACCCAGGGGGAGCUAUACGGCUACCAGACUCUCACAAGCUCUGGUUAGUUCCCUGUCCCCGGGCUCUAGGAAGCAGCCAGGCCGGCUGAAGGGCCUCGCCGGGUCACCUGGCGGCGUCCUGGCCGCACGCACACGCCUCGCAUUCCGGUUGGCCCGGGCUGCAACAGGUGAGGCGCGGCCUGGCGCGAAUCACACAGCUGCCGGCCAGGCGCCCGCGCCCUUUGCUCUAGGCGACUGCGAGCUCCUGGAGGUAGGUCCCGGCGGCGGCGGCGGCGCGGCGGCAGCGCCGAGAGAGCUCCUGCACGGAGGCGGGAAGUCUUCCGCACAGGGGCGCUGCCACCUGCGCAGGGGAGGUUCCAGAGGGGAACCGGGUUUUUGUGCCGCUCCGACGCGCUGGAGUUGGGAGAACCCAUCCUGACCAUGAAGGGCAGCAAAGGCAUCGAGAACCCGGCUUUCGUCGCCUCCAGCCCGGACACCCCGCACCGUUUGUUUGCAUCGCCCUCUCACGUCGAAGUCUCUGACUUGGCCAUCAAAUCCCAGGGACCGAAUUCGAAGCCACAGGAGCCCCCGGAGCCCCAGACGUCACCGGAGGCACCCCAGCCUUCAGCGGCUCCCUCUGCUUCCCAAGAGCUGUCCAGGCCAGAGUCGCCGCCCGAGUUUGAGGAGGGACCCUGCGGGUGUGGGAACUUGCAACCGCAGUGCCUCCAGCCCUGCAACACACCCCAGAGCUUUCUGCUUUUCUAUUCCCUCUUGGCCCUCACGCAAGGUAUUGUAGUAAAUGGCCUCGUAAAUGUUAGCAUUUCCACUAUUGAGAAGCGCUAUGAAAUGAAGAGUUCCACGACGGGCCUGAUAUCAUCAAGCUAUGAUAUCUCAUUCUGUGUGUUGUCUUUAUUUGUGUCAUUCUUUGGUGAAAGAGGACACAAACCAAGGUGGCUUGCAUUUGCAUCCUUUAUGAUAGGACUGGGAGCACUUGUAUUUUCACUGCCAAAAUUUUUUAGUGGAAAAUACCAAUUGGGGUCCCUAUAUGAAGAUACUUGCUCAGCAACAAGGAAUGGAACCAGUUGUACCUCUUCAAGUUCUUCACUUUCUAACUACUUGUAUGUUUUCAUCUUGGGACAACUCUUGCUGGGAAUAGGAGGAACUCCUCUUUAUACCCUGGGAACAGCUUUUAUUGAUGAUUCUGUGCCCACACACAAAUCUUCUCUUUACAUAGGAAUUGGCUAUUCUAUGUCAGUAUUAGGCCCUGCUAUUGGUUAUGUGUUGGGAGGACAGCUGCUAAGCAUGUACAUUGAUGUGAACAUGGGACAAAGCAUAGAUAUUACUGAAGAUGAUCCACGAUGGCUGGGGGCAUGGUGGAUUGGAUUUCUUCUGUGUUGGCUCUUUGCUUGGUCUUUGAUAAUUCCUUUUUUAUGCUUCCCAAAACAUUUACCAGGUACAGCAAAAAUUCAAGGUGAAAGAAUUUCCCAGACUCACCAGGAUAAGAGUAGUUCCUUAAAAGACACCGAGGAGAGUUUUGGAACAAGCUUUAAAGAUUUUCCAGCUGCCCUAAAGAAUUUGAUGAGGAAUACUGUCUUUGUGUGUUUAGUUUUUUCAACUUCCUCAGAAGGCUUAUUUACUACUGGAUUUGCUACAUUUUUACCUAAAUUUAUAGAAAAUCAAUUUGGAUUGUCUUCCAGCUUUGCAGCUACCCUUGGAGGGGCUGUUUUAAUUCCUGGAGCUGCUCUUGGUCAGAUUUUAGGUGGUGUAUUUGUUUCAAAACUCAAAAUGACAUGUAAAAACACAAUGAAGUUUGCUUUGCUCACAUCUUUAGUUGCGCUUGUGCUGAAUUUUGUAUUUGUUUAUGCCAACUGUGAAAAUGAGCCUUUUGCCGGUGUGUCUGAAUCAUAUAAUGGGACAGGAGAACUGGGAAACUUGACUGCUCCUUGCAAUGCCGAUUGUAACUGCUUUCAAUCAUAUUAUUAUCCUGUCUGUGGAGGAGAUGGGGUCCAGUAUUUCUCUCCCUGCUUUGCAGGUUGUAAAAAUUCUCUUUUAAAAAGACAGCCAAAGGAAUAUUACAAUUGUUCCUGUAUUGCAAGGAAUACAGAAAUAACUCCUACUUCGGCAAGUUUUAUUUCUGAAGUUAAAGCUGGAAGAUGUGAAAGUCGAUGUGCAAAUUUGCCCAUGUUCCUUAGCAUUUUCUUUGCUACAAUUGUCUUUAUAUUUCUGGCUGGUACUCCUAUAACUGUGUCCAUCCUAAGGUGUGUUAAUCAGAGGCAACGGUCCCUAGCAUUGGGAAUACAGUUUAUGCUGCUUCGAUUAGUUGGCACAAUACCUGGACCAAUUAUAUUUGGUAUCACAAUAGACAGCACAUGUAUUCUGUGGGAUAUUAAUGAAUGUGGAACUAGAGGCGCUUGCUGGAUUUAUGAUAACAUCAAGAUGGCCUACAUGCUAGUAGCCAUAAUUAAAGUGAAUGACCUUCAUUGGCAAUGGUUCAUGAAUCCAGUAUUUAUAGGAGAACACAGAUGCAUACAAUGGCAUACAGAGAUGAAGAGCAAUCUAACAGGGAUUAUGUGGCAUGCCAGAAAAAUGACAAGGUUAGUGCCUAGGAUCUGGCUAUCUCAGGGCUUCAAGAGUGUUGGUCACCAAAACAACAUCCUCAGUGGAACACCAGCAGCCUCAUGCUCAUUGUUGUCCAAGGCAACUCUGGAUGUCUAUAUGCCUGUUAUUCUGGGAUUUAUUCAAAGCCUGUACGUUGCUCAACUGAUCGUCACAUGCUUUCAAAUUAAUACACAUCACCAACAAUAAAAAUCCUGAAGUCUGAGUAAGUUGGCAAUUAUGCUGAUGAAUAAAGAAAUUAGAAUACAAAGGGCGAGUCUUGCUUUGCAAUACAAUACUCAGUCUUCUCUUGGUAAAGGUUUCAGAUAACCAAACGCUGCUGCUGUGUAGUAGAGGCCUUGCUCUUCAUUAGACUGUGCAUGUGAAUCUACCAGAAGAGGAGAGAGCAGAAGACAUAAAAGAAUUGUCUCUCUCCAGUUACCAUGUCAACAUCUGCCAUAUUCUUCCUCAGCAGCUCCAACCCUCUCCAUGAUGGCUAUUGGUUGUGAAGAGCAUGGGUAUGUGUCUGUCACUAUAGCUGAUGCCCACCUUGUCAAUGCCAAUGUCUGUGCCAAAACCUAGAUUCUGAUACUUGGAAAAUUGGGAUCCAGAAUUGUGGGGGCUAUAGCCCUUAGGGCUACAGAGUAUUGAGCAGAACUGGAGAGCAUGUUCAUUUUCUGAUUCUAGCUUACAUUUUCUUAGAACCAAGUCUAGUAUGUCAUGAACGAAGAUCAUUUAUAUAUGCCUGCAGGCCCAUCUGCCAGUUGGCCCAGAUUCUAGUCUGACAAUUGGCUAAUACUUCAUGCAUCCAUUUCUCUCAUAAAGAUCAGUUUAGGCCACCAAACUUAACCUGCUUGCACACCUCCUCCAGGAAACAUCCAUCAUGCCUGAGUAACUCUGAUUCCCAGCAAAGGACACAGGUGGGACACAGAGUGGGGAGGGGCAGAGUAGGAAACAGCAAAGGACACAGAGUGGGGAGGGGCAG
Messenger RNA from Lynx canadensis (Canada lynx), 3718 nucleotides. RefSeq names its product solute carrier organic anion transporter family member 4C1 (gene SLCO4C1). Lineage: Eukaryota; Metazoa; Chordata; Mammalia; Carnivora; Felidae. The transcript is spliced from 17 exons. Gene Ontology annotation, molecular function: protein binding. Gene Ontology annotation, cellular component: membrane. The coding region runs from base 580 to 2943 and encodes 787 amino acids. Gene Ontology annotation, biological process: sodium-independent organic anion transport; transmembrane transport. The record is from RefSeq and is a predicted model, not a curated record.